This is a messenger RNA of Wallemia ichthyophaga EXF-994, 969 nucleotides long. RefSeq lists its product as uncharacterized. The record is from RefSeq and is a predicted model, not a curated record. The coding region runs from base 1 to 969 and encodes 322 amino acids. Lineage: Eukaryota; Fungi; Basidiomycota; Wallemiomycetes; Wallemiales; Wallemiaceae. The transcript has a single exon.
AUGAUGAUUAAUAGAAUUGCAAAAGUAAACACGCGCAACAUCGCCACGAGCGUGCGCACACUCGCCAACAAGGCAGAAGAUGUGGACUCACACGCCAAUUCGCCAUGGCAAGCGACGAUAAAGGAGGGUGAGGAGAGUGGGGAGUAUCCCGGGAUGAAGCCCAACGACCAAGAGACUAAGCAGUCAAUAGGCUCAGCUUCUGCCGAUCAAGUGGGCGGAAAGCGUGAUGGACAUGCUUACGCUGGUGAGAAGGUUGAUGCACCAGAGCCAGGUUUAAAGGAUAAAUUCAAGAAGGCUCUUGGCUUAGCUUCGGAUAAUGAGAGUAAAAAGGGCAGAACAUACACUACACUCGCACGCCAAUUCUCUUCCACUGGCCACCUCAACAAGAAGGCAAACGAGCCCAAAGAGGAGACUAACAAUGCGCAGUCUGGCCAUAUUCACCACAGCAAUGCCACUGGUCAGCCUCUGCAUGGCGCUGACAACGUCGACAAACCUGCUCGCUACAGUGACGCACUCGCGAAAGAAGAGGGUGUCCACAGUGGUGCCAGAGGUGGUUAUGUACAUGCUAUGCCUAGUGCUGAAGCUGAGAGCAGCGGCAAAUCUUCAGCAUACCCAACCAAUGAUGCUGUAGGUAUGGAAAACUACCCAGCUGCCAACUUGGAUGGCGUUAAACCUUCGGGGUCAGUGCCUGGCUCAAGCACCAUUCCAGAUCCACUACCAGAGAGCAUCAGAGAGAGUGUGACGCGCACCACCGAUCCAGAUGCGUUAGGUUCUAGCAAUAGGCUCAGACACGGCCAGUCACCUGGCAGAGACUUCAACGAAGAGGGUUCGAAUAUGAACGAUUUGCCAAGAGACAGAGUCGACCCAACUUCAGAGCUCGGUUCCAGAGGUGUGAACCUCCCACCACCACCACGCACACAGGCAGAGCUCGACCAGCUCCAUCCUGGCCGAAAGAAUCCAUCAAAGUGA